AUGCCUACUUGUUUUUUAUGUAAACAACAUUUUGUUAAUAGUAAUAUCCUUUUUAAACACUUUGAUCUAUAUCAUCCUCAAAGUAUUGAUUCUUAUCUUUGUGCCGAAGGAAAUUGUUUAAGAUCGUUUUCCUUAAAAAAUUCUUUUCGAAAACAUUUGUUAAACCAUAAGACAAUAGAAACUAUUGAAACAAGUUCUGACAUCAUUAUACAACCUUCUACUUCCCAGCAACUCAAUGAAGAUAUUUUAUUAAAUUCUAUAACUCCUACAUCAGAUAAUGUAUCUAAUCCAACAGAUUUUUUAAAUAAAUCAAUAAGUUGUUUUCUUGCGUCUCUUUAUGCAAAUCCAGUUAUGCCAAGAAAUGCUGUUCAACUGGUGGUUGAUGGUAUCGAUAAGGUUAUAACACAAGGUAUUUUACCGUGUAUUGAUUAUUAUGCCGAGCAAUUAUUGAACCAUGGUGAAAUUUCCCCAAAAUCUUUUGAGGCUUCUAAACAUAUUUUGAAAGUUAUUGAAAACCCUGUAUCAAUUUUAAAAGUGAACAUAAAAGAUUUAAAUAUUUCAGUGAGCAAUUAUGUACAUAUAUAG
Macrosiphum euphorbiae (potato aphid) is the source of this 585-nucleotide messenger RNA. The record is from the annotation of a GenBank genome assembly. Lineage: Eukaryota; Metazoa; Arthropoda; Insecta; Hemiptera; Aphididae.